Diplodia corticola is the source of this 2100-nucleotide messenger RNA. Its product is annotated as vacuolar sorting protein. Gene Ontology annotation, biological process: intracellular protein transport; vesicle-mediated transport. The record is from RefSeq and is a predicted model, not a curated record. The coding region runs from base 1 to 2100 and encodes 699 amino acids. NCBI's taxonomy places the organism in Eukaryota, Fungi, Ascomycota, Dothideomycetes, Botryosphaeriales, Botryosphaeriaceae. The transcript has 4 exons. Gene Ontology annotation, cellular component: fungal-type vacuole; CORVET complex.
AUGGCCCCGCAGGCUGCCAUCCAGGCCGCUGAAAUCUCCGAUGCCGCCCGCAGGAGCUUGCUGCUGCUGCUUGAAGGCAUCCGCGGCAAGAAGAACAUUGUCUUCGAGAAGGCCUUGUCUGGUCCGCUCAAUCUACUUCUUAAAUUCUCAACCCUCCAGGAGUACGGCGUCGACAAGCCUUUCUUCCUGGAGACCGGCAACGUUGACUCCACCCAGCGCAAUGUUGUCUUCAUCGCCCGAGGAGACAGGACAAAGACCGUUCUCGCCAUAGCCGAGCAAAUUAAAAAACUUCGACACAAUGGUGUGGUCGAGCAUGAAUUCUCCGUAUUCUGGGUACCCCGAAGAACUCUUGUGUCCGAUCAGGUCCUAGAGGAAGCUGGUGUUCUAGGCGAGGUCAGUGUGGCGGAAUGGCCGCUAAACUUUGUGCCUUUGUCCGAUGAUCUACUUUCCUUGGAGCUGGAGGAUUCAAUAUCGGAUCUCUACGUGCGCAAGGACCCCACUCCCACAUUCCUGGCAGCGAGAGCUCUCAUGCAGCUGCAACAGCAGCACGGCCUCUUCCCGCGUAUAGUGGGAAAAGGCGAUAAUGCUCGUCGAUUAUCCGAUCUCCUCGUCCGUAUGCGCACCGAAGUCGUUGCUGGCUCGGGCUCAACAACAGAGUCACCGUUGGGACUGACGCCCAGCAACGUCUUGGACAGCUUGAUUAUCAUCGAUCGAGAAGUCGACUUUCCCACAGCCCUCAUGACCCAAUUGACCUAUGAAGGUCUUCUGGAUGAAGAGUUCCACAUCCAGUCCAAUCAGAUCGAGGUCGACUCCUCUGUCAUUGGAGCUGCAGGCGCAGGCACGUCGCAAGGCGGUGCCUCGUCUUCUGCUGCUCCUUUGAGGCGCAAAAUCCCUCUUGAGCCUUCAGAUACCCUUUACAGCACUCUACGAGAUACUAAUUUCGCAACCGUUGGUCCGCUGCUGAACAAGGUGGCGCGACGUCUCCAGUCUUCAUACGAGAACCGCAAUAUCCAACAGAAGUCGACCGCCGAGCUCCGCGACUUUGUCUCGAAGCUCCCGGGCUUUCAACAGGAACAAGCUUCUCUCAAACUUCACACCAACCUCGCCGAGGAGAUCAUCAAGCAGACCCGCUCGGACAUCUUCUCGCGCAUUCUCGAGGUCCAGCAAAAUCUGGCGGCCGGCGCAGACCCCAGCAGCCAACACGACAACAUUGACGAGCUAAUCUGCCGCGGCGUCAGGAUCGAAACCAUCCUGCGCCUGCUCUGCCUCGAGAGCUGCCUGCACGGCGGCAUCAGACCGCGCGAUCUGGAGAAUUUCAAGCGCGCCGUCCUCCAAGGCUACGGGCACCAACACCUCCUGACGCUCACCUCCCUGGAAAAAGCAGGCCUGCUCGUGCCUCGCAGCGGCGGUCUCGGCGUCGGCGCGAACCUAGGCGGCGUGGGUGUGGGCGUGGGCGUGGGCGUGGGGGGCGGCAGCGCCGCCAGUCGGGCCAACGCGAUGACGAACUACAACUCAGUGCGGCGGUCGUUGUCGCUGAUCGUCGACGAGGUCAACGAGGCCGAGCCCGACGACGUCGCCUACGUCUUCUCCGGCUACGCGCCGCUCUCGGUACGCCUCGUCCAGUGCGUUCUGCAAAAGGACUACAUCAACGCCCUGGCGUCCGCCCGGCCCGCGCCCGGCGCCAACGCCGCACAGGCAGCCCAGCAGCAGCAGCAGCAGCAGCAGCAGCAGCAGUUGACGAGCUCGGCCCUCGCCAACGCCCAGGGCUGGCGCCCGUUCGAGGACACGCUCCGCUACAUCCGCGGCGCCACCGUCGACGAGGUGCAGGCCGGUGAAGAAAAGGCCGUCCGGGCUCGCCAGCUGCUCAACGGCCACCACCACGGCACCAACGGCUUCAACCCCGGCGAGGGCAAGACCGUCGUCGUCUUCUUCCUCGGCGGCGUGACGCGGGCCGAGGUGUCGGCCCUGCGGUUCGUGGCCAAGUCCCUGGCCGAGGAGGGGCGCGGCAGGAGGUUGAUCGUCGCCACGACGAGCGUCAUCAACGGUGAUAAGGUUGUAGGUAGCGCUGUGGAGAAGGGGUCGUUGGGUACGCCUGCUUGA